This is a messenger RNA of Cantharellus anzutake, 321 nucleotides long. RefSeq lists its product as uncharacterized. Bases 1 to 321 code for a protein of 106 amino acids. The record is from RefSeq and is a predicted model, not a curated record. Lineage: Eukaryota; Fungi; Basidiomycota; Agaricomycetes; Cantharellales; Hydnaceae. The transcript has a single exon.
AUGACUUACCGGCGCACACAGAAAGGGGUCGCAAUCCUUUCGAUCUUGGCAAACAGUUCAAGCCAAAGAUGCAAUGCAUUCCAAGCCAUUCAAGGCUUCUUCCUUGACUCCACAAACACACCAAGGCGAGUCAUUGAAGUACUCUCACGUGGAGGGUGGAGUGUUGUCAGGGAUGCGUCCGGGGUAGAGGGGGUCCGGAUGUAUCGCCCGGCAGAAGGGCCCUCACGGGGUGCAAACCGGGUGCACGUGCUGGCGGGUCCGGGGAGGGACAGCAGUCCCUGGCCACUUAGACUGAAGUGGAGAAUGUGUUAUUGUUAUUAA